CGCCGGGCGCUACAGUUCGGACCUGCCGCCGCGCCGCCAUUUUGUUUUGUGACGCCAUUCCGUGUCACUUCCUUAUCAAUCCGUUUAAAAAAAAGUCUUGGUAUCGGAUAUUCUAGUGCGGACUAUUGGAUUCAUAAAAGAUUCCAAACACCACAAACGUGUUACCCCGAAAUUCACAGUAUCACCAUAAAAUCUCUUGUAAACUCUCGAGACUUCAACAUGAUAGAAGACAAUUGAAGCAGCUGGACUACCACACUCCGAUACCCUUCGGUUCAGUGAAUGUGAAUCAGUCAAGAUGAAGAAAUCUCAAUAGAGGACUAGAGCGUCUAGCUCGUCAGCAGACCUGCACCCUAAAUGCUAAAUUACAGGCUGGUUUCCACCCACUUCUUGAAGCAGCCGUAAUUUCCGCGAGUCCACAUCAUAUUGACUGUUUGUGACGUGCCAAUAUGUGCCGAGAUUGGGACAUGUCGAAUGAGUCGAUCUUCGCGAGUGACAUCAUCAAAUAGUUAUAUUUAAGACUGUUCAGUGUACAGUAUAGUAGUAGAUUAUCGCCAAAACGGCGUUCGUAAACGCUUUGCCGCUGCGUUUUGUUUCGUUCGGUUUGUUUUACAUCAAAGGUUAAGCAAUAACCCGGUUUAGUAUCGGUUAGUUCCGAGUUCCGCCCGGCAGAGGGCGCGCGUGCUACCCUGGCAAGCCGCGCCCGCGACAAUAUUUCCAGGAUCUUGGAUUCCAUAGUUGGCGCUGCAAGAUAUUGCAUUAAACCACACAUAACGGCCGAAAGUUUUGGAAAUUUGGGAUUUAUUUUGAAGUAAACAUGGUACAAUUGGAUUUUAUACAGGGUUACGGACACCAAAGUGAGUGCUCAGACGAGCGGCGGGUUGUAAUUGGGUCCGGGUGGCCUGCGCAGUGCUGCGAGCGAGACAGCGAGCAGAGAGAAGCAGAAGAUAUGGCGGCGCCCGAGUGUGAGCGAGAGGCCCGCAAGCGGCGUGAGCGCAGGGACUCUGGCUGCGCGCACGAGCGCAAAGAGCGGCGGCCGCACAGCGAAGAGCGCUCGCCCCCACCGCCGCCACCGCCCCCGCUGCACGACUAUAACCGACUUGAGUCGGAGCGUCGCGCGGAGCGGUUGUCCCGCGCCCGCCGUCCGCAGUAUGGCGGCAAGAGGCGUCGCGCUCAAGCACGCAUCCCCAAGCAACCCAAAGAGAACGACUGCACCCCCAACAAUGAUGAAAGCAGCUCACCACUCCCCUUCGACUACAUCGUUCAGAAACCUCAAUUAUGCGACGAACCAGAAACCUUAGACGCCGGUGCGUUGGCGGCGGCUGUGCGCUGGAGUGGUAACGCGGCGAGAGCCGAGCGCACACGCAAGGAUGAACGCAGCGCUGCGCCGCGCACUCCCCGCCGCGACCAAUCCGGCCCGGACAAUACCCUUGAAAAGAUCAGCAAGAAGAUAACUGUGCUAAAGAAAAGCAUAGCGAAGUACGAAAGCGAGUAUGAAUCCAAAAAUGGCUACGCGAUAACAGCAAGCGAGCGGAUAACUGACGUGCAACUGACACGCAUGUAUGAUACCCUAAAACGCCUGCAGGAAGAGAAAAAAUGUAUAAAGGCCGACCCUGUCGAGUAUGCCAUGAAAGUCCAAGCAGCUAAGCAGCAGAAAGAACGAGAUGACAAACUUGAUAUAGCGCUGAAGAGUGAGAAAUCUAUGACUGAUGUUGUUCGCGACAUUGAAGAGUGGCUUGAAGGUUGUCGGAAAGCAGCAGGAAGAUCAGCAGUGCCAGAGACGAACUGGACGGCAUCCCAGCUUGCCGCUGAAAAGUCUUGCGUACAACGGGCACUCCUCCGUCUAGAAGCUGCUAGGGGUAGACCACCAGCACACUCGGCAGAACGCGGCGCAGCAAGGCAUCUGUACGACCGCUACAGAAACGUUAAAAGGGCCUUGGCUUCUAGACCUGAUACGGGCAUUGGUACCAAUGGUGAACUGGCAACGAUUCAUGAGCAUGAGGCUAUGAUUUUCAACACCAGUGUCGACAGCUCGAGCGAUUCUCAAGACAAACCCUCGGACUCUACACUGGUCAUGACCUGCGUAUUAGAUAUGAAAGAGGAAACACCAGAAACGCCGCUGCAGUCUCCACCAGCGAAAGAGAAUGCAGGGGAAGAGUUUCCAUCGUCAACAUCAUCAGCUCAAUCUGCGACCACCAGUGAAGAGGCCACUCCAUCCAACGAGGGCCUCCACUGCCUUGGCUUGGAAGACUUAUCCAGAGCACUCUCAGAGGCCAAAUUGCACAAAUGUGUACUACGUCGAAGCAUCAAAGAGUACGAGAUAAGUUUUGAGCUUCAGAACAGCAGGAAGGUACAAAGGGACGAUAAGAAAGGAAGAGAGGAGGAAUACCUUCGAUACAAGGCUAUUAAGGCCCGUAUAAAACUGCUCAAUGCUCUUAUUAACAAGCAAAAAACACUAAUCGAGUGAACGAAUAAUGUGAAGGUGAUUGCGCACUGUGUAGGAAAAGACCACAAUUAUUAUAGUCCUGCCAUGACUUUGCACAAUAAUGGUCAUAUCAGGACCACGCUCUAGUGAUUUGACGCUCCAAUGAUUUUGAGUAUGUCUAUCGCGGUCUAUACCUAUAAUAUCUAAUGAAUUGGCUAUAUGAGGCAGGUCUAUAUUAUAUUUAUUUAGUGGUCUUGAACUAACUGUACGCGGUCACCUAUAGGAAUAUCCAUUUUCAGUCCUAUUUUUGGACAAAUUUGUGCUCUAGACAGUUAGAGCAUGUUGGUCGAAAAGCAAAGAUGAGCAAAUAUAUCAAUCGUUAUUGAUAUUGGCCUAGGAGCGGCCUGAGAAAUCUAUGACGAGUCAAAGAAUGUACUUAAUGACUUAUAUUUCGUAUAUUUUCACCCAGAUGUAAUAUUUAUAUUCUAACUUGUGGUGUUGUUUGGUCGAAAUUUUAAACAUUUUAAAGUUUUCUUUAGACUCGUGAAAUGAAUUGUGAACUAAAGUUACCAUAAAUUACAUAAUUUUAUUUAUUUUGAUAGAAAAUCUUGAGCUUCCUUAAGGGCGUUUACUUACUUAAAUAUUAAUUAUAAUAAAAUCAAGCAAUGUUAUAUUUCAAGUUGAUUCAAGUACUUUAUACUUAAGUACUACAUUAUAUACCUACGUUACUUCUGUAUAAAAUUUAUGAUUGUGAAUUAGCAUUAUUAUUGCUCUUAAUUAGUUUUAGAUGUACCACAAAUCCAGUGUAAAGGCCCCCAUAUAUAUAUAUAUAUAU
Messenger RNA from Pectinophora gossypiella (pink bollworm), 3257 nucleotides. Its product is annotated as protein FAM13A. The transcript has 11 exons. The record is from RefSeq and is a predicted model, not a curated record. Bases 815 to 2464 code for a protein of 549 amino acids. NCBI's taxonomy places the organism in Eukaryota, Metazoa, Arthropoda, Insecta, Lepidoptera, Gelechiidae.